AUGGCGGUUGCUUACGUUUUGGCCUUCGUGUCGUUGUCUCUCGCCGUGGUGGCUCCAUCGGUUCAAGCUCACGUCGCGGUCUUCGAUGAAUACUGGACGCAGCGUCAAACAGACGCGUUGCAGAAAACUAUGGAAUCUUAUGAUCCUAACCCGUAUAACGUCACGGACCACUUGAACUACCAUGCCGCAUUAGCAAUGGAGACGAAUGGUGCUGGAAACGGAACAAGGAGAGAGCUCACACAAGUUGGAGUUGCCCGGAAAACAAAGAGACGUGGCGGAAGGUACGAAUCCCUUAACGCGAUCGAUAAAUGCUGGCGUGGAACCAAAAACUGGGACAAGAACCGGAAAAAGCUAGCGGACUGCGUCCUCGGAUUCGGCCGGAAAACAACCGGAGGGAAAGCUGGACCGAUCUACGUAAUCACCGACGCAUCGGACGACGAUCUCAUGAACCCUAAGCCAGGAACUCUAAGACACGCCGUGACACGCGACACGCCGCUCUGGAUCAUAUUCGAUAGAAGCAUGAUCAUUAAACUGCAGCAAGAACUGAUCAUAAACAGCGAUAAAACCAUCGACGGUAGAGGAGCGAGUGUUCACAUAACCGGAGGAAAGUCAAACGCGUGGAGCCCUGCACCGAAAAACCCAAUCCCAAGAAAGUUUGCGAUCAGGCCUCAGCCAGGAACAAAGGUAAGAAGACUCACCAAGGAUGCUGGUACGCUUGGUUGCAAACCGGGCAAGUCCUGCUGA
Thlaspi arvense is the source of this 744-nucleotide messenger RNA. NCBI's taxonomy places the organism in Eukaryota, Viridiplantae, Streptophyta, Magnoliopsida, Brassicales, Brassicaceae. The record is from the annotation of a GenBank genome assembly.